This is a messenger RNA of Carica papaya (papaya), 821 nucleotides long. RefSeq lists its product as uncharacterized. The record is from RefSeq and is a predicted model, not a curated record. Lineage: Eukaryota; Viridiplantae; Streptophyta; Magnoliopsida; Brassicales; Caricaceae.
CAUUUUUUUUCCCCCCUUUUUUUGUAUUUAAUGUGAACCUUUGAUACAUAACAUUUAAGAAAUGCCACCUUAUAGUGUCUUCAUAUUUUCAACAAUGGUUCUAUUGUGAAUUCUCUCCAUACUAUUCCACAUGGCACUUUUUUUGGAGAAAGUGAGUCAAUUUUGUAAACCCUUCAUGAUAAGAAGUUGAUGUUUUAGGAUAGUUUUAUCAAAUAGAAUGUUACAUCUUUGUUUUAUUUUGGGCUUUGGCUCCUCUGGUUAAUAUCCUUUCUCUAUUAGUAAUGCGGUUUAGGAUAUAAGCUUAAGGGCAUUUGUUUACAGUUUUGAUAGUAUGAGCUGCUGAAUGUAAUAGUUUAUAUGAUACCCUUGCUCCCUUUUCGACCCCCAAUCCCUCCUUUGAACAGUCUUGUUUUUAAUCUCAGAAAUUAUGCCUUAUUACAGAGCAAAGUGCUUUUCUUUUAUUAUUUUAAGAUUUCAGUUACAAAGUGCUGCAUUAUCUGGUAAGUGUAAAGCUGAAGAUGAAGGCAGAGAUAUUUAACUCUGUACAAAAAUGGUUGGUGCUUCCGGCAAGAAUGCAAAUUGAUAGCUGUAUACUUGUACAGGCAAGAAGAUUCUUCCUGGGAAAGCGAGAACAGGACAGAUGGCAGGAUUUUGUUCAUGAUGCUGUUUACAAGAAAAAGCAUGACAAAGGACUGCAAUUCGGGGAUCAUUUUCUACUUCUUGAAGGCACCUGGGGAUCAUUCUUUGCUAUUAUUAUCGAACUCGUGCACAAGAUUGGUUUGACCAUAAAAGACCUAAACACUCAUCAUUCUCCAUUUUAA